Molecule: messenger RNA, 1534 nt
Organism: Acanthoscelides obtectus
Lineage: Eukaryota; Metazoa; Arthropoda; Insecta; Coleoptera; Chrysomelidae
Source: the annotation of a GenBank genome assembly
GUCAUUUAGAACAUCAAAGCGACAGUUUUCCAAUCCUCAUUUACAUAUUUUUAAGUGUUUUGCAACGAUUUCGAGAAUAAUUUAGCUAUGGAUAGUCUUCUAGAGUCUAGUAGAGUGUAUUUAAAUAGUUGUCUUGCGUGGUCAUGUUAUCUUUACUCGGGCCGAUAUAAUUCUCUAUGUUUUUCAUAGCAUACAGAAAAUUAAUUUUUAAUUUAUAAUUAUAAUUUUUUUACGUAAUAACUCGGUAUUAUGUGUUCUGUGGUAAUAAAUUUCCGUGAAGAUUUGGCAUGACGAACAAUCCCGACGCUGUCACCAACUGCAAACAAAACUCGCGUCUGUAGCUGGCAUUGCGGUCGUUGACAACAUCUGUCAGAAGAGACAGGGCUGUCAGGUUUCAAAAAUAUUCAGCAUUCAGCAUUACUUUCAAUUUUUGCUUAUUGUCCGGCUUUUGUGAAAAUAUAUUAAAAAAGCUGUAAUAGAGUACUCAAAACGAUGUUUAGAAAUCAAUACGACAGUGACGUGACAGUCUGGAGCCCCCAGGGACGAUUGCACCAAGUUGAGUAUGCUAUGGAAGCUGUUAACCUGGGGUCGGCCACAGUAGGCCUGAAAUGCAAAGACUACGCGGCAGUCAUUGCCUUGAAAAGGGCCUCGUCGGAGUUGAGCGCCUACCAGAAGAAAAUCAUACCUAUUGACGAUCAUAUAGGUAUUGCUAUUUCAGGACUUACAGCUGAUGCCAGAAUCCUGAGUCGCUACAUGAGAAAUGAGUGCUUGAACUACAAGUACUCGUUAGAUACUCAUAUGCCUCUAAAUAGACUUAUCAGCAUGUUGGGUAACAAGAUGCAGUUGUGCACUCAACGUUAUGACCGUAGGCCCUUUGGUGUGGGGCUUCUAGUAGCAGGCUAUGAUGAGAAUGGAGCUCAUAUAUACCAAACUUGCCCAUCAGCAAAUUUUUAUGACUGCAAAGCCAUGUCCAUAGGUGCUAGAAGUCAAAGUGCUAGAACUUACUUAGAGAAGCAUUUGGAUGAGCUAGGUCCCUGUUCUUUAGAAGAGCUUAUUAAGCAUGGUCUGCGAGCCCUGAGAGACACACUACCUCCAGAAGUAGACCUCAACACCAAGAACGUAUCCAUUGGCUAUGUAGGAAAGGAUAUAAAAUUCAAGAUUUUGGAGGAGGGUGAGACCGCACCAUAUUUAGCAUUGAUUGAAGGAGAGGAACGUAGAGGUGGUGGAGCAGCUGCUGCUGAAAUUGAGGCACAGCCUGCUGAUCCUUUGAGAGGAGACCGACCAGAGGGGGACGACCCACAAGAUCCUGUCCCAACAGUGGCUAUGGAUACUACAGAAUAAGGAAUGCAGGAAUUGGAGGCAGGGGAUUGCAUCUUUGGAAUCAUCCUUGGAGCUUUGGGAUAUUGCUAUUGGCUGUGGCUGUCUUGGGAUGUCAAAAUGUCGGUAUUUUGAGACAGCCACAGCAAAAAUUGAUAUCUUAUGAUUUAUUCUAAUAUGUUUUUUAUUCUUGCUUAUUAAAUGAGUUCUCAUGGUA